Molecule: messenger RNA, 1950 nt
Organism: Mesorhabditis belari
Lineage: Eukaryota; Metazoa; Nematoda; Chromadorea; Rhabditida; Rhabditidae
Source: the annotation of a GenBank genome assembly
AUGAUCAUAUUUUUAGCUUUAUUUUUUACACUAAUAGCUGGAAAUGAUCAUGGAAAUGAUGGUGAUGAAUCGAGAAAAGUUUUGGAAGUUGAACAAGAAGAACUGGGGAAUCAGUGGCAUGUUUGGAGUGUAAAAGCAUUGCUGAAGGCUAAAGCAAUGAAUGUCUACAGAGAUCUUCCAAUAAUCGAGAAGAUUGUCUAUGAAGAGUGCAUUCGAGGAGUCAAGCAGCUCGGUGCUCUGGCUGUUUGUGUGGUUCGUCUGCUGAACGAGAGGAAUCGUCGAAAGGAAUAUUCUCUUUCUUUGUUCAAGCCGUCAAAGCCCUCAUUGCUUAAGAAAAUUUUGAUUCAACGGAGAGUCCUGAUCGCUCUUCAAAGAAGCAACACAACACCGAGAAUCUCUUUCCGAAAGCCAACACAUCGUUUAUCAGCUGAGCAAUGGAUUGAGCGACGGAGAGGGAAGAGAAGCGUCAACUCGUUGAAUCCAAUAGAUAAAUUUGAUGUCGACCGAAUCCUCCGCAAAGCGCCAAAAAUUGCGAAUACCUACUUCAGAGCAUUGAUGAACAAUCGAGCUGGCUUCUCAUCGAAAAAUCUUGAGAAUCUCCGCCGGUUACGAAACCAUUUUCUUAAAGUCGAUGUCUGCAAUGAGUAUCUGAAGAUGGUCAACACCGAGAAUCAGGAAGUUCUCGAACGUUUCAAUCUAAAAAGUCGAACGCCAACGCUGCGCAAAGACGAAGCCAUUUUCAACAGCGUGAUGUCGAUGAUCAACAAGUUUACGGGUCAUCAUUUGAACGAGGAAAAGUUCUCCAUUCUAUCCCCUAGCAUUUUCUCGAUUUUUCCCGAGAGCCAAUCACAAAAACAUCGACCACAUUUCUUCUCACCCAAUUUACUCAGUUUUCACCGUGAUGGUGUCUUCUCGAUGAAUGAUAUCUUAAAAGCAGCCACUGGAACAGAAACUUCAAAACAUAUUCUCUUGGAUGCAAUUUUGGAAGCGAGUGGAGCAUCGGAAGUUUUGGAUGAGGUGCUUGGAAAGAUGAAGAAUGAGAUCAGAGAAAUGAACGAGGUGAGGUACCCGCUUGUUCAAAAAAUGUCUCGACUCGAUCUUGCUCAUUUGAGAGCUCACCAAAGUCUGAAAGUAGAUCAACGAAAAGAACUUGACACAAAAGGAUACACGUUCUUCGAAAGAGAACAACUUGAGCAUCUCCAUGGAUCGGGAUCUGAUUUCCUUAACGGAACAUCCAAUGACGAUAUGAGCGCCUAUCUUGCGAUGAACAAAGACGAAAAAGAGGCUCUACUUGAGAAGGAAAUCCGUCAAAUGGCAAAAUUGUACGAAGAUCAAGAAGCAGGCGCCUCGAAGCGAUCGAAGAGACAAGUGGAAAGCCUUCAAUCUGUAUAUGUUGGAGACGUUGAAUUCAUCACCUUCAAACCGAUGCCCUUUACCAAUUUCAUCAACAAAGGACUGGCACUGAAAGUGGUCACUUUGUCGCCGAGUUUCUGGGUGUUCGAGUUUGCGGCUCCACAAGCACUCAAUGUAUUCACACUGUCACCAAGGGCCUUCGUCGCAGCGAUUCUGUCGCCGAAUGCUCUCAUCGCUCGCACGCUCAGUCCGAUCGCUUUUCGAGCUGAUGUGUUAUCCCCUCGUGCUCUCAACUCGUGGGUCCUCUCUCCGACAGUCUUUGUCGCUAAGGUGCUCACUCCUCGUUUCCUCGAACCUAAAGUGCUCAGCCCGGAAGCAAUGGUGAUCGAUGUUUUGAGUCCAGGAAUAUUAUCUCCAAAUUAUAUGAGUGACAAAUUCAUGGGUUUGGUGAUACUAUCGCCGAGCAUUCUCUCGCCCAAGUUUCACAGUGAAGGAAAGAUGCUUGUUGAGAUCUUGUCACCUGCCAUUCUUGGUGGAUCAACAGCUCCUCAAGAUCCAAGCGCUAUGGCUCGUUGCCGUCCCAACUUUGGCUGCCUA